Molecule: messenger RNA, 4095 nt
Organism: Triticum turgidum subsp. durum (durum wheat)
Lineage: Eukaryota; Viridiplantae; Streptophyta; Magnoliopsida; Poales; Poaceae
Source: the annotation of a GenBank genome assembly
AUGGGGUCGUUGGGGAAGGAUGCGGCGGGGGAGCGGGUGGUGCUGGCGGUGAACGGCGUGCGGCGCGAGGCCGCCGGCGUCGACCCGUCGACGACGCUGCUGGAGUUCCUCCGCACGCGCACGCCCGUCCGGGGGCCCAAGCUCGGCUGCGGCGAAGGUGGGUGCGGCGCAUGCGUGGUGCUCAUCUCCAAGUACGACCCGGCCACCGACGAGGUGACCGAGUUCUCCGCGAGCUCCUGUCUGACGCUCGUAGGCAGCCUCAACCACUGCUCGGUCACCACCAGCGAGGGCAUCGGCAACACCCGCGAUGGCUACCACCCCGUCCAGCAGCGCCUCGCCGGCUUCCAUGCCUCCCAGUGCGGCUUCUGCACCCCCGGCAUGUGCAUGUCCAUCUUCUCCGCCCUCGUCAAGGCCGACAAGCCCGGCGCCGCCGGGGAGCCCGCCCCACCGCCGGGGUUCUCCAAGCUCACGUCGUGCGAGGCGGAGCACGCAGUCUCCGGCAACCUCUGCCGAUGCACGGGCUACAGGCCCAUCGUUGACGCCUGCAAGAGCUUCGCCGCCGACGUCGACCUCGAAGACCUCGGGCUCAACUCCUUCUGGAAGAAGGGCACCGACCGCGCCGACGUCGGCAAGCUGCCGGAAUACACCAGCGGCGCCGUCUGCACCUUCCCGGAGUUCCUCAAGUCUGAGAUCAAGGCCUCCGUUGAUCAGCAGACGAACAAUGUGCCGGCGGCGAUAGCCAGCGAAGAUGGCUGGUACCAUCCCAGGAGCAUCCAGGAGCUCCAUUGCCUCUUCGACUCCAACUGGUUCGACGGAAAUUCAGUCAAGAUCGUGGCGUCAAACACCGGCGCCGGAGUGUACAAGGAUCAAGACCUCUAUGAAAAGUACAUCGACAUCAAAGGGAUCCCGGAGCUCUCCGUCAUCGACAGGAGCAGCAAGGGGGUGGAGAUCGGGGCAGCCGUGUCCAUCUCCAAAGCCAUCGAGGUCUUCUCCGAUGGCACUCCGGUCUUCAGAAAGAUCGCCGGUCACCUCAGCAAGGUGGCCUCGCCGUUCGUCCGGAACACGGCGACCGUCGGCGGGAAUGUGAUCAUGGCGCAGCGGCUGCAGUUCCCAUCCGACAUCGCCACCGUUCUUCUCGCUGCCGGCUCCACGGUCACCAUCCAAACGGCUUCCAAAAUGCUGUGCCUGACGUUGGAGGAAUUUCUGGAGCAGCCUCCCUGUGAUGCCAAGACCAUACUGCUCAGCAUAUUUGUCCCUGACUGGGGUUCAGACAAUGUCAUCUUCGAGACAUCUCGUGCAGCCCCCAGACCAUUCGGCAAUGCUGUGUCCUAUGUGAAUUCUGCAUUCCUGGCAAGGACUUCAGGGGAUGCAGCAACAGGGGAGCUCAUCGUCGACGAAAUCUGCCUCGCGUUCGGCGCCUACGGUGUCGAUCACGCGGCACGGGCUCGGAAGGUGGAGGAAUUCUUGAAGGGGAAAUCAAUGAGUGCAUCUGUGAUACUUGAAGCGGUUCGGUUGCUGAAAGAUGUUAUCUCGCCGUCAGAAGGCACCACACACCCUGAGUACAGAGUCAGCCUGGCUGUCAGUUUCUUGUUCAGUUUCCUGUCUUCACUUGCUACCGACCUGGAUGAACUGGCGAAGGCUAUUACUCCCAAUGGUUUAUCUACUAAUGGAACUAUGAAUCGAAAUGGCGCAUCCUCGCUAGAAAAGCAAAGUAAGGUUGCCAGCAAUGAUUUGCCGAUCCGCUCAAGGCAGGAACUGGUUUUCACCGAAGAAUAUAAACCUGUCGGCAAGCCAUCCACAAAAGCGGGGGCCGAGCUACAAGCUUCUGGGGAGGCUGUGUAUGUUGAUGACAUCCCUGCUCCCAAGGAUUGCCUCUACGGAGCAUUUAUCUACAGCACACACCCUCAUGCCCAUAUCAAAGGCGUCAACUUCAAAUCAUCUCUGGCUUCAAAAAAGGUCAUCACCGUUAUCUCCGCAAAGGACAUUCCUGCCGGUGGAAGGAAUAUUGGAUCCAGCUUCCCGGGGCUAGGAGAUGAACCGCUAUUCGGUGAUCCGGUUUCUGAAUUUGCCGGUCAAAAUAUUGGCGUUGUGAUUGCUGAAACACAGAAGUAUGCCUAUAUGGCGGCGAAGCAAGCCGUUAUCGAGUAUAGCACCGAGAACCUUGAGCCGCCCAUCCUGACAAUAGAGGAUGCCAUCCAACAUGACAGCUACUUCCAUCCUCCCCCGUUUUUGGCUCCUAAGCCAGUUGGGGAUUUCGAGCAAGGGAUGUCUGAAGCUGAUCACAAGAUCUUAUCAGGAGAGGUGAAACUUGAAUCACAGUACUACUUCUACAUGGAGACUCAGACCGCCUUGGCCAUCCCCGACGAAGAUAACUGCAUCACCGUCUACGCCUCGACGCAGAUACCCGAGGUCACGCAGAAUGUCGUCGCGGACUGCCUCGGCAUUCCGUAUCACAAUGUUCGCAUCAUCACAAGAAGAGUUGGCGGCGGCUUCGGUGGGAAGGCAAUGAAAGGAUGCCAUGUGGCAUGUGCGUGUGCAGUUGCAGCGUUCAAGCUGCGGCGCCCUGUCCGGAUGUACCUCGACCGCAAGACGGACAUGAUCAUGGCCGGAGGGCGGCACCCGAUGAAGGUGAAGUACUCCGUGGGGUUCAAGUCGGACGGCACACUCACGGCGCUGCACCUCGACCUCGGGAUCAACGCUGGGAUAUCGCCGGAUGUGAGCCCGGCGCUCCCGUCGGCCAUCGUCGGUGCUCUGAAGAAGUACAACUGGGGCGCCCUGGCCUUGGACGUCAAGGUGUGCAAGACGAACGUCUCGUCCAAGUCAGCCAUGCGCGGCCCCGGCGACGUGCAGGGCUGCUUCAUCGCGGAGGCCAUCAUCGAGCACGUCGCGUCGGCGCUCGCGGCCGACACCAACACCGUCCGGAGGAAGAACCUCCACGGCUUCGAGAGCCUCACGAAGUUCUACGGCGACGCCGCCGGCGAGGCCUCGACGUACAGCCUCGUUGAAAUCUUCGACAAGCUGGCCGCGUCGCCGGAGUAUCGGACCAGGGCGGCCGUGGUGGAGAGGUUCAACGGCGGGAGCAGGUGGAAGAAGCGGGGCAUCUCGUGCGUGCCCAUCACGUACGAGGUGAGGCUCCGGCCGACUCCCGGGAAGGUGUCCAUCCUGAACGACGGGUCCAUCGCCGUCGAGGUCGGCGGCGUGGAGAUCGGGCAGGGGUUAUAUACCAAGGUGAAGCAGAUGACGGCGUUCGGGCUGGCUGAGCUCUGCUCCGACGCCGACGAGCUCCUCGACAAGGUGCGUGUCAUCCAGGCCGACACGCUGAGCAUGAUCCAGGGCGGCUUCACCGGCGGGAGCACCACCUCCGAGACCAGCUGCGAGGCGGUCCGGCUGUCGUGCGCCACGCUUGUGGAGCGGCUCAAGCCCAUCAAGGAGAGCAUCGAGUCCAAGUCCGGCGCCCCUGCGCCAUGGAAGGCCUUGAUUACCCAGGCGACCAUGGCGAGCGUGAACCUGUCGGCGCAGGCGUACUGGACGCCUGACCCAGCCUUCGUGAAGUACAUCAACUACGGAGCCGCCGUCAGCGAGGUGGAAAUCGACGUGCUGACUGGGGGCACGACGAUCCUGAGGAGCGACCUUGUCUACGACUGUGGGCAGAGCCUGAACCCGGCGGUGGACCUCGGCCAGGUGGAGGGCGCGUUCGUGCAAGGGGUGGGGUUCUUCACGAACGAGGACUAUGCGAGGAACGCCGACGGGCUGGUGGUGAACGACGGCACCUGGACGUACAAGAUCCCUACGGUUGACACCAUCCCUAAGCAGUUCAACGUGGAGCUCAUCAACAGCGCGCGCGACCAGAAGCGCGUGCUCUCCUCCAAGGCGUCCGGCGAGCCGCCGCUGCUGCUGGCGGCGUCGGUGCACUGCGCCAUGCGGGAGGCCAUCAGGGCGGCCAGGAAGGAAUUCAAGGCCAACUCGCCGCUGACGUUCCAGAUGGACGUGCCGGCGACCAUGGCCGACGUCAAGGAGCUGUGCGGCCUCGACGUCGUCGAGAGGCACCUUCAGAGCCUCAGCUCCGCCGCCACCAGCGCCGCCGUGAAGGCGUGA